Yarrowia lipolytica CLIB122 is the source of this 1602-nucleotide messenger RNA. RefSeq lists its product as uncharacterized. The record is from RefSeq and is a predicted model, not a curated record. Gene Ontology annotation, cellular component: cytoplasm. Gene Ontology annotation, molecular function: aldehyde dehydrogenase (NAD+) activity. Gene Ontology annotation, biological process: aldehyde metabolic process. Lineage: Eukaryota; Fungi; Ascomycota; Dipodascomycetes; Dipodascales.
AUGUCCUGGGAAACAAUCACUCCUCCUACGCCAAUCGAUACGUUUGACAGCAACUUGCAACGUCUUCGAGACUCUUUCGAGACCGGCAAGCUCGACUCUGUCGACUACCGUCUCGAGCAGCUGCGAACCCUGUGGUUCAAGUUCUACGACAACCUCGACAACAUCUACGAGGCGGUCACCAAGGAUCUCCAUCGACCCAGGUUCGAAACCGAGCUCACCGAGGUACUGUUUGUUCGAGACGAGUUCUCCACCGUCAUCAAGAACCUGCGAAAGUGGGUCAAGGAAGAAAAGGUGGAGAACCCCGGAGGCCCCUUCCAGUUUGCCAACCCCCGAAUCCGACCCGUUCCUCUGGGAGUGGUGCUGGUCAUCACUCCCUGGAACUACCCCGUCAUGCUCAACAUCUCACCUGUGAUUGCCGCCAUUGCUGCCGGCUGUCCCAUCGUGCUCAAGAUGUCCGAGCUGUCUCCCCACACUUCCGCUGUUCUUGGCCGAAUCUUCAAGGAGGCCCUGGACCCCGGUAUCAUCCAGGUUGUUUACGGAGGUGUCCCCGAGACCACCGCCCUUCUUACCCAGCAUUGGGACAAGAUCAUGUACACCGGAAACGGAGCCGUUGGUCGAAUCAUCGCCCAGGCCGCGGUCAAGAACCUGACUCCUCUAGCUCUUGAGCUUGGUGGCAAGUCACCCGUGUUCAUCACUUCCAACUGCAAGAGCGUUAUGACGGCCGCUCGGCGAAUCGUGUGGGGCAAGUUUGUCAACGCCGGCCAGAUCUGUGUCGCUCCAGACUACAUUCUGGUUGCUCCCGAAAAGGAGGCCGAGCUCGUCGCUUGUAUCAAGGAGGUGCUCCAAGAACGAUACGGCUCCAAGAGAGACGCCCACCACCCCGAUCUGUCCCAUAUCAUUUCCAAGCCCCAUUGGAAGCGUAUUCACAACAUGAUCGCCCAGACCAAGGGAGACAUCCAGGUGGGUGGACUCGAGAACGCCGACGAAGACCAAAAGUUCAUCCAGCCCACAAUCGUCUCCAACGUUCCAGAUGACGACAUUCUCAUGCAGGACGAGAUUUUCGGACCCAUCAUCCCCAUCAUCAAGCCCCGAACCCUCGGCCAGCAGGUUGAUUACGUCACAAGAAACCAUGACACCCCCCUGGCCAUGUACAUCUUCUCUGACGACCCCAAGGAGGUGGACUGGCUACAGACCCGAAUCCGAGCUGGUUCUGUAAACAUCAACGAGGUCAUUGAGCAGGUCGGACUGGCCUCUCUGCCUCUCAGUGGAGUUGGAGCUUCCGGAACCGGAGCAUACCAUGGAAAAUUCUCCUUCGAUGUCUUCACCCACAAGCAGGCCGUUAUGGGACAGCCCACCUGGCCCUUCUUUGAAUACCUCAUGUAUUACCGGUACCCUCCUUACUCCGAGUACAAGAUGAAGGUGCUCCGAACCCUGUUCCCACCGGUUCUGAUUCCUCGAACCGGCCGACCCGACGCUACUGUUCUUCAGCGAGUUCUCGGCAACAAGCUGCUUUGGAUCAUUAUUGCCGCCCUUGUUGCGUACGCCAAACGAAAUGAGCUGCUCAUCACCAUUGCUCAGAUUAUGUCGGUGUUUAUUAAGUAG